Messenger RNA from Panicum virgatum (switchgrass), 7359 nucleotides. RefSeq lists its product as uncharacterized. The record is from RefSeq and is a predicted model, not a curated record. The transcript has 4 exons. Bases 6074 to 7045 code for a protein of 323 amino acids. Lineage: Eukaryota; Viridiplantae; Streptophyta; Magnoliopsida; Poales; Poaceae.
AGCACAAAGAUUUCGCAUCCCCCACAGCGGCCGCAUGGAUCGGAGCAGCUAGCUAGCUGAUGCUACAAGCAGCAGGCAGCAGGCAGCAGCAGCAGCUAGCAAGGACGAAGGGAAAGGCCUCAGCUCCUGACAGAGUGUCAUGUCGCCGGGCGGCGAGUAGCGCCCCGGCAGCCUCUAGGGUUUCCGCAUCUGCGCGCAGCUAUGCGCUUGUCGCUGCCCGCGGCAUAUCUCAUGUAAUAAUGCGCGCGGCCGGGGGUGCGUGGGAGAAUGAAGGGAGCAGCUCGGUCGAUCCAGCAGCUAGGGUUUGGUGGUGCGAGCUGCUGCGUGCUGAGGUGGCCGCUACACACCCGCUAGUAUGUGUGGCCGUGCUUGCUCUGUGCAUCAGCCGCAAAAGCGAGUGCGUGAGGGAUUAGCUAGCUAGGGCACAUUACAUUCGUCAUCUAUAUAUCACCAUGGGGUCCGGAGGGUCUAUAUAUUUGUUCUUGCCAAGCACCUUCAACCUCACUCGCUCACUCCAUCUUCUUCCUCUCUCGAUCGUUCAUUCAUUCCCUAUCAUUGUUCAUCAUUCAUAUGCGGCGUGAAUGGCGGAGAUGAUGAUGAGCUUGUGUCUUGGCAGCAGCAGGGGCAUGCAUGUGCCGAUCGAUGGAGCUGAUGAUGAGCCAUUAGUAUGUAAUGGCGGCGGCAGGCAGGAGAGAACGAAAGGAGGUGAAAAGUUCUAGGGAAUAUGCCUGGCUCCCUGUAUGCCACUCGCACGGCUACCACCUGGAUCGGAGAUUUUGUUGAUCGAUCGAUCGGUGGCCGCUGCGGCUGGCGUGCGAGGUGCCAAGCAUGGCCCUCAUCUCUCUCUCUCUAACAUUUCUCUUCGUCUUUCCGUGCAUUCGCACAGUCUCACAUGCUUUUUUAGCACAAUACAUUCAAGCUCAAUUUAACCACUCCUUUUUUGUACUAUUUUAUUAGUUCACAGAAUUGUAUUCCGUUCAUGGUGGGCUCAAAGCCAUUGGGGUUUCAUAGGUUUCUCUAACAUAGCGGACCAUCUUUAAUUUUGUGGGUAUUAUAUUGACAUGACUCUCUUUUAUCAUCGUAUGAAGCAUUCAUGGUAUAUACAAAAUUAUUUGAAUUUGAUACUGAUUAUAUUCAAUUUUGACCUGCUACAUAUACUAUUACCAAGCAACUUACUUUCAUUUAUCCAAUUUCUUAUGUACUCCUAUAUCAGCUAUGAUUCAAGUGCUUUGAGCCCUGAAGUUCGAAUAGUCGUUGUCUUGUACAUAUAUAUUUAAUUUGUGCAUUUCAUAAAAAAAGAUUGCAUUUCCUCCAUUUCAAAUUAUAGGUCGUUUUUUAUUUUUUUAGAUAUAUCAUUUUUGCUAUUCAUCUAGGUAUACCUUAUAUCUAGAUAUACAUAUAUAGCAAAAACUAUGUAUUCAGAAAUACCAAAACUAUUUAGUAUUAGCCUAUAUGUGGUGUUCUUUUUUCUAUAAAAUUCAUGGUUCAUGUGUGUUUGUACUCAUAUAUAUCCAAGUAAUCAUAGACCUUUUUCUCCUUUUAUAAGCGUAUAUUUUCUUGAAGUGGCGUGCAAGACAUUUGCUAUAGUGACGUAUACAGCAGGCCUGUAGUAUUUGCUGUAUUGUAAAGCUGUCAUAGCUAGCUAGCUAUGUCUAAAUAUCUACCGAUGUACAUGAGUAUGCAGCUAGCCCUGAGUUUGAGCCUUCCACAAUAAAAAAAGAAUGUAUUAUUCAGUGGCCUUAUUCUUUUAUCAAAAUCUCAAUCAUGUCGCAAAAGCAAGCAAGAUAAACAGCGGCGUAGCGUUUGCAUGGUCAACUGUGUACUGAGCAAUAACUCUUUUUAGUUUGCUCAUAGGGAUGUAAUGUAGUUGUGUCUAAGUAAUAAAUUUAGCUCUCUUUUCCCUAUAUAUUAAUCAGGUGUUUUUGGACCCGUAUCACUAUAUAUAACAAUGCUGCUAGUUUUCUUCAAAUGUACCUUCUCUUAUAGCUGAGAACAUCGAUCUUUGUUAAUCAAUCACACACAUGCAUGCAUGUAGUGUUGUACUGUAGGAAGCUGAUCUACUGUGUUGUGGCCUAGCUAGCUAGUUCAACCAAGUUUGAGCCAUAAACUCGCCAUUGAUACAUAAAAAUGUGAUUCAAUGAGAACGAGCAUACUCGGAUCGGAUCAUGUGAGGCCUUCUACGUACGUGUGUGUGUGUCUUAUUGCAUGCUAAUUCCUAGCAUGUCUUAUUACUGAUACAUCUCUCUCUCUCUCUCUCUCUCUCUCUCCUCUCUCUCUCUCUCUCUCUACGCGCGCGCUUGUUGUCUUGAGGGGUGCGUGAGAGUGGGCCAGUAGUACGUGUAUACUGUAUAAUAAUGUGGGUACGGUUGAGGCGCGUGCUUAUAGCUAGCUAGCUAGGGCUGAUUUCAUUUGCCGAGUAAUAAUCGAGCUGUGUGUAUUUUUGUUUUGCAAUGCAUGCAUGAUCUCCUCGCUCAGAUGUGACUGUAUCUUUGGUAUCGUCGAUCGAUCUCAUCUGCUAGCUGCUACCUGCCUGCCUGCCUAGGUUGUCGAGAGGCAGAUGUGCGUGCAUGCUGGCGGCGUUCGUUGCGCAGGCACUUUAAUUUGUACGAGUAGCGAGUGUACCCAAUAUAAUGCUGUAAAAAAAUCAUGCCAUGCAUUUCACCUCCGCUUACCGUACUGCACACAUCAAUUCUUGUCGUUUUGGUACCGAAAUUGAGCAGUUGCCAAAAUACAUACAUACAUACCCAGUACAUUCUGAACCUACUAAUGGUGCACACGCGGCCCCAGUUUAAUUUAAAUCUUUUAAACCGGUUCAGGAGACUGUUGGAGAUACUUAAGAAGCGUUAUUUUUGUCAUGACGGUUUUUAACAAGACCCAAAAACAAAUUAUUACGAUUUUUUUAAAAAAAAUUGUUGAAAGCUUCCGUGUUUUCAAUUAAGAAGGAAGCAGAGCUUGAACCCGGAUCUCCCUUUCAAAUCUUCAAGACGCUCUUCUCUAGCGUCGUCAGGGCUGUACAAGGUUGCCUACUUCUGUUUUCCAUACUAGGAAAAAAAACAAAGGGACGAAGCUACAAAAACUCAUCUGAAAAACGAUCAGAUCAUCAAACGGGACGGCCAGCAGGCAAAUAAACCCAAUUCGUCUGUCAGGAUGGGAACAGUACGGAUUACUGUAAAAAAAAUUUAUUAAUUAGUUUUCCGGUUCUUCGAACGUGGCCGCAACUGCCGCAUCUUGGGUGUGCUUGGAUUGCUACUAAAAUUUUGACAGGCCAAAGUUUUGGCUAGCCAAAUAUUGGGCAAAAAAAACUUGCCCAUAUUUUGGUAGGGUAAAUAUGAGAGGUGAAUAAAUUUUAGUACCCAACUAAAUAGUGGCCAAAAUUUUAGCUUGGCAAAAUUUUGAUAUGCCAAAAUUUUAGUAGCAAUCCAAGCAUGCCCCUUGUACAGGCACUUGCUUCCUAGUUUCUACUGUAAUGGAAAGGCAAAGCUCCUGCUUCGAAAAAAAAUGAAUUUCAGACGGAGACGAAGCCAGCCAGACCGUUUCUCUGAAAUGACCAUCGAGCCCCAAGCCGAUAAGAACAAAAAACCUGACUGCUCUCUCUCUCGGCCGCGCCGGCGGACAGGCCGCCGGAGAUGGGCUCCAGUUCGCCGCCCGGGCACCAGUCGCAUCCGGAAUCCGCAGGUGAUCUUUCCCGCAUCCUCCAUUGUUUGCAGAUGUGCAUCAUAGGAGUACGGUUUAACGAAAUGUAAGGAGAGGUGCUCUUGGGGCUUAGGGUUUCCGCCAAGAGUUUAAGCGACCCAGAAGAUUGGUCUAAUCUAAACAGGGCAAUGCUCGGUAUUGGAAGAGGGAUGCAGGGAGAGGGCGGGGGGGGGGGGGGGGGUUGAUUUUACUUCUAUUGAAGCAACAUUUUGGGGGUAGAGACAGGACGUACAGUAGACAAGUUCUUUUUUUUUAAAAAAAGGUCCGUUUUGAGUAACAAGAAACCAUAUUUCGAAUCGCAACAUAUCAUUUGCAUUAAAAAUUUCUUGUUCAGGAACUAUAGUGGGUUCCAGUUGAGCUUUGAGAUAACAUUUAUAUGGGGAUGGAACUUAUUCAAUGAGCUGCUGAUAGAAUGUUUCCUCAUAAAUCAUAAUGCCAUUUCGUUCAAAAAAUGAAAUCAUAAUCACAUUUUUGUGGGGAUCGAACUAAACAGAAGGAAACUCAAGAUAGGUGCGUAUAAGAAUCUGUGAAGGAUCGAUUUCCAUAUCAAUUCCCAAAUUUAGUGAAGUACGGCAGCUCCUACUCAGAUAGCAGCAGCAUGCAUUCCUAGUACUUUGCGUCAGUGGUUCAACAUGAAAACAGUGAGCUCUUGAUUAUAUUUUGUGGGUAGAAAAGUAGUGGGGGAACAUCUUAAUUGCAGUUUUUUUAACCUUAACCUGAACAACUACAAGCCUACAACACAACUGAGUGACCUAACUGUGCAGCUCAGCAUUUGUAUUUUUUUACUUUACUCCAGAUGACUGCAUUCCACUAGAGAAGAGGACAUGGCGUAAUGUCGAGAAACAUGCACAGGUAAUUCUUUUUUAAAAAAAAAUUUUAAGCAUAGCUUAAAUAAGUGCAUUUUGGUCAUUCCAACGAAAAGCACAUUUCUUUUUACUAUUAUUGAAUAGAAACAAUUAUAUCUUUUGGAUUGAUAGACUGCAGUAUUUAUAUCUUGAAGAAGGAAUUCCAUCGCGGUCCUUUGCUACCAUGGAAAGAACAAUUGUGCUAAUUUGUGGUUGAAAGUGAUGCUUUAAAUCAUAUUUGUAGUUCAGUUUCAACUCAGGCUUUAUGUAGGAACAAUCCUCGAGUUUAGGAUCUUAGUAGGAUAUGGUGAGGAUUAGAAAAUUCAACAAUCAUGCUAAUUUUUGGUUGAAAGUGUUGCUUUAAAUCAUAUUUGUUGUUCAGUUUCAUCUCAGGCUUUAUGUAGAAAUAAUCCUAGAGUCAAGGAUGUUAGUAGGAUAUGGUGAGGUCGGAAAAUUCAACCAUUAGGUAAAUCAGAUUCUUCAAAGGAUAUUGCAAAUAGGUAAAAAAAACUUAUUGCUCUAUGGGAAAAUUUAGUACUUGAAUGCAGUGUAAUUUCCUGAAUAAAACUGUGCAUUGGUAUAACUGCAAUAAAUUUGAUGCAAUUGAAGCAUAGUAGAACAAUAGUGAUGGUAUUUUCAACAUACAAAGGUUACCAGUGGCAUUAGGCUGUUUGGUUUGACACCCACGGAUGCCAAAUUUUGUUUACUGAGGUCGGGUUUGAAUGUGGCUUGAACUUUUCAAGCAGUUGAACCAAACAACCAUGAUGUAGAUAACAGCAACCUAAUGGUAAUUUCUUGUAGGAGAUGCAAUCAACUGUUCGGACUCUUUUUCUUGCUUGCAUUAUUGCAUUUGCUUGCUGAAUUGAUUGAACGGUAAAUCUUGAAGAACUAUGCUGGUUGUAGGAAAGUAUACUUAGUCUAUAUCUUCAGGAAUUUUAUUCUUCUCCAUAUAAGCUUACAGACCAGAGCUAGACAUUUGCCAAGAAAGAAGAAAAUUAUUUUGUGUCCAAUAGACAUUCUAGUUAAUGUACAUGUUAAGAAACAUGUGCUUUCUUCUGCAAAGGGAAAAAAAGAGAAACAUUCAUUUGCUAAAAUCACUUAAUACCUCUGAUUCUAUUUAUUUCUACAGAAUUCUGAUAGGAUCAGCGCACUCCCAGAUGAUAUUUUGAUCCAAAUACUUUCGCUAAUGACAGUAAGGGAGGCUGCAAUGACUGAUGUUCUUUCCCCCAGAUGGAGACACCUCUGGGAAAAUAUCGACCAUCUCAUCCUUGACAUGGAUACUUUUGGGAUGCAAGUGCCAGCAAAUUCAGAUUAUCGUGGAAACCCUGAUUUCUGGAAUUCAGAGGCUACAAAGUUUGUGAAUAAAGUAAAUGGAGUUUUGAGACACCAUAAAUGUAAUAGAAUCAAGAAAUUCGAAGUUAAGUUCCCAUUAUCCUCAGUCCAUGCUUCCGAGCUAGAUCGCUGGGUUUCAUUUGCAGUUAAAUCCGGUUCAGAAAUGGUUAACUUUAUCCUUUCUGAGUUCUGACUAUAUUGGCAUGGUGCGGGUAGCCACACAGCAUGCGGAGCGAUACUUGUUCCCUUUGGAGCAUUAUGUUGAUUUGAGAGGCUGCCAACUGCGCUAUAUGUUUCUAUCCACAUGCAGUUUAGAAACAGUGCCUGCAAACCUCAUUGGAUUCUCUUAUCUCCUUACCCUGAGACUCGACUUUGUGCAAGUGGUUGAUGAGGUUCUUCAGAGUAUUAUAUCCAGCUGUCGUGCUCUCCGUUGGUUACAUCUGGGAGCUUGUGAUAAGUUGAUCAAUCUGAGAACUUCUCAUGCAGAAUUGGUGGGCUUAGGAGUUUAUAACUGCUGGAGAUUACUAAGUAUCAGUAUUCAUGCUGAAAAGCUCAAGCGUUUCUCAUACAUGGGUGGUAAGCUCGUCAAUAUUGAGUAUGAAUGUGCACCAGUUCUUCGUGAACUUAACGCUCUUUCUCAGCGUGGUUGUGAGUUCCCUUUAGACUGCAUAGGUGUAUUCCCUAAACUAAAAAAGCUGAGGUUGCAGUUCACCUCUCGUUCACAGGUAUCUCCUAUACUACAGCUCAGUGGAAGAUUCACCGGUUUGAAGGAAAUUAUGUUGUGUCUCUUGACAUCUUGGAAAAAGAGCAUCCGUUUUGUCCCUUAUCUCCUUAAAGCUGCCUGUUUAGUAAAAAGACUGGAGCUUGAGGUCCAUGGCAACCUGCGUCCACCAAAAAAGCUGAAGAUUAGAUGGCCCAAGAAUUUUACACCUACAAGGCUCCACACUUUUAGGAUUGGAGGGUUUAGUGGGGAAUCUGAAAUGGUGCAACUUGUGUUCUUUCUGUUAAGUUGGUCACCUAUGUUGAAGACAAUAACAAUUUACACGCAUCGACGCUACAGCAAAUGGAUGAGGGAGGAGUCUGAAGAUGAUGCAAGAUGUGAAUAUGCAAGGGAGGUGGUGUCAACUCACUUGGCCCCUAAUGUUCCAUCUACCGUGAAGCUCAUCGUUAUGUGACUGUCGUGCUGUUGAUAAGAAUGUCACGGUCGUUACCAAUUAUCUAUGAAGUAGGGCAUUUUGAGCAUGUUAUGACAUGUUGUGAGAAACCAGUUUGCAAUGACUUUGGUACUAGCCGCAAUUAGUGAAGAAAUAUCCUGUAGCUGGUAGUUUGCUUUAAUUUGUGAUGCGGACAUCUCUUCGUGGAUGGAUUACUGUUGUGCUGAAGUGUUUAUUAGUGACACUAAUGUGGAAAAUGCCUCCCUGUGUACAGCUAUUAUGCAUACGUAAUAGCUUUGAAAAAAAAAUUAUGCAUACGCGAUAAAAUGUGCCUC